GCAAAAUGUCGGGACGUUGGGCGUAUUUAGGCCUAAUUCUAGUUGCAUUGUGGAUUUGUUUAAAACCAGACUCUGUGUCAGGAGCGUGUCCACCAGGAAAUUAUGGGGUGGAAUGUGGGUACACGUGCCACUGUAACCUAUCCAGAUGUGAUGAGGUCACAGGGUGUAUCGGUAAUACCUGCAACAGACCAUGGUUUGGACCAAGAUGCAGAACAGAAAAUGUGGCUAUGUUCAAAACUGCAUACCUGAAUUCAUACUCUACGGGCAUCCUGACGAAUUCGUCCCAGCUUGCUGUAGAUGGCAAUAAUAAAACCGAUAUGUCAAACCAGUGCAUACCGACUGACCGAGAUAACUUCACCUGGUGGAAAGUAGACUUUGGGAGAAAUGUCUUCGUACACAAAUUAGCUAUUUUCUACCGCGCUGACUAUUGUGAUUAUGUGCAUUAUGGUGUGAACUGUAAAUCGAUAUGUGCACAGAGACACUGUAAAGGCGACCAGUUUUGUGACUUUAAAUUCGGAAACUGCAAAGACGGGUGUCUGCUAGGGUGGAAAGGACGCAACUGCAAUGAAAGCUGUGAUCCCGAUCACUAUGGUUACGGAUGCAGUAAACAAUGUUCCAAAAGACACUGUGACGAAACAGUUGGUAUAUCAUCAUGUGACGCCACAGGAUCAUGUGACAGGGGCUGUAUACCAGGAUGGACGGGAACCGACUGUCUGGAAAAAUGUUCAUAUGGUCAAUAUGGACAAGGCUGUAGAAAACUGUGUGCGAACCGGAUGUGUCAGGAUAGUUCCGGUUCAUCCUGUCACCACGUGACUGGAAAGUGUAUCGGCGGCUGUAGUCCAGGAUAUCAGACUGUGGAUUGUACAGAGCUUUGUAAUGUCGGUUUGUAUGGCAGAGAUUGUGCAUUGGACUGUAACAAGAGACAGUGCAAAAAUAGAACAGCCAGUUGUAAUCAUGUUGACGGAUCGUGUGGAGGGGAGUGUCAGGACGAUUACAUAGGCAUCGACUGUACAGGGUGUGACGGAAAAUAUGGCCCAGGAUGCAGUUCGUCAUGCAGUGUCAGACACUGUAGAGUUGCUGGCGCCCCAUGUGAUCACGUGACUGGUUCAUGUGAUGGACCAUGUGAUGCUGGCUGGCAAGGAGAAACCUGCACUGACAAAUGUGACACUGGUAAAUACGGAGAGGAGUGUGCCAAGGCUUGCGCUGCCAGACACUGCAGCAAUAGAGAUGUCUGUCCUCUUGAAGAUGGGGAGUGUGUAGGUGGAUGUAUCUCUGGAUUUCAGGGACUAGACUGUUUACAAGAUAUUUCAAGCAAACGAGACUCCACAAAAGAUACGGAUUAUAUUAUCGCUGCGCUUGCUGUUGCUGCUGGACUAUUUUGUAUUCUGUUUAUCACCGUUACCUGUAUCCUUCUGUGGUAUGUUCGAAGACACAGAACGAAGUCAGCGUCCUGUAAGCAAAACACGACCUCAACAAACAACGGUCCGUCAAACCAAGUUAUAGAUACCACUGAUGUAGAAUAUGAUGUAGUCGAUGAACAAAAUGGUGAUCGCAGUAGUCCUAGAUCUCAGCAUGAAAACACGACACACCAUGCUAUUCACGUCAAUUCCUCCACGUCUCGUGACGGAAUAGAAAGUCACCCACGUGGUUAUGAUAGUGGGAGUGGCUAUGUUAAUGCAGACCAAUCGAAUGAAUAUCUCGACUUAUUGGACUUGCCACAGAACCAAUAUGAAAAGAUAACAGGCGUAGAUAAACACGAAUAGCAUGCUGUGUAAAUGUACAGAAUAAUAGGUGUACGGGCUUCCAUUUGUGUUGGGGCAGUCUGGUUUUUGCCCGAAUUAAACGAAAAAGUCCGAAUUAAACGAAAAUGCCCGAAUCUGGAUACUAACAUUUAUUCAUAUUAUCAUUACUACAAAACAGCUAUAUAGGGUUGCAAACGAAUUGUUAUGAUUACAACUACUUUUGCCGGUACAAUUAUGGAAAUAAAUGGUAAAAAGGUCUCAGGUUAGCACAUUUUGCCUCAAUAUCUCUAUAAUUUUUGCCUGAAUUUGAGGUAUUGCUCCCGCACUAGAAGGAAAGUUUCUCACCGCCUGCCUCGUACGCGUAUGUACAGAUUAAUAAAUAUGAAUACAAUAUUGAUAUUUAACAGGGGAGACAAUUUGAUUAAAAUGUACGAGAUAUUCCCCUUUAUCGCGGCGGAACCUAGUUCAGUCGGUAGUGCCCUAGUCUAAGGUUAUUGGAUCGUAGGAUCAAACCUCCUUAGGUGCACGAACUGGGUUUGUUCCCGUUCUAACCAGUGUCCCAUGUGCUAUUCUGUCUGUAAAAAAGUGAAUAUAAAAUAUCACUUGCUGCUAAUGGCAAAAUGUAGCGGGCUUUCUUUGAAGCUUGUGUCAGAAAUACGAAACAAAAGUUUGUUUUGUUUAACCACAUCACUAGAGCAUAUGGAUUUAUUAAUCAUCGACUAUUGGAUGUCAAACAUUUGGUAAUUUUGACAUAUAGUCUUAGAGACGAAACCCGCUACAUCUUUUUCCAUUAGCAUGGGAUCUUUUAUAUGCACCACCCCACACAGGAUAGCAAACACCACGUCAUUUGAUAUACCAGUCGCGAUGCACUGGCUGGAACGAGAGCCAACCUACGGUGAUCUAUCACAAACCGGCCGCGCUUCAAGAGAGCGAUUUAUCACUGGGGUACGUCCCACCCCGUAGAAAUAACAAGGACCAGUUUGUCUUAAGCACUGUAAAUGUAUGUAGUUAAAUGUCUGUAACAUAUAAACCGGGUUUGAUCUAUCUUAAUAGAUUUAGCACGAUGUUUGUGAUAUUAAAUCAUUGAAUUUUGAUCACAACACGUUACAUUAAAGGAACUCUCCCGAGUUUGUAGUCAAUUUAAAAGGUUUUCGCCGAAUAAAAUAUGUUUUACAUUAUUAAAAUUAAAAUGUUCUUGUUCAAUAUAUUUCUGAACAUGUUUUCUGGAAUCGUUUCGUAGAUAGGAAUUUAUUAUUUCUUCUAACGGGCAAACGACAUAUGAAAUAAUUUGGUCAAAUGUGCUUCAAAAUGUAUUUAUUCGUAUAAUGUUUUAUAUUAAAAAUAUGCUAAGGUAAGAUAGUGGGUUUUUUUUUAAAAGAUGGAUGCGUGUUUAUUUUGUUGAGGGAACAAACGGAAGUCUUGUUAGGGGUGAAAACUCAGGAACAUCCCAUUUAAUAACUCUUUAUUAUCUACACAUGUAUGCAUUUUUAUACAACUGCUAACCGCAGUGAAAAAACAAGAUAUUACUGAAAAAACAACAACAUAUUUUAAAAAUAAAUCUGCAAUGUCAAAAUGCUAUAGAAUAUAUCUUUUGAGAUUUUGCUUCCUUUUACGAACUGUUCAUUUUGCAUGCUUGGUCUUUUUCCAUGUCAAUUAAAUAUUAGUGAAA
Molecule: messenger RNA, 3411 nt
Organism: Gigantopelta aegis
Lineage: Eukaryota; Metazoa; Mollusca; Gastropoda; Neomphalida; Peltospiridae
Product: protein draper-like
Exons: 11
Coding region: 6-1763 (585 amino acids)
Source: RefSeq, a predicted model, not a curated record